Eimeria necatrix is the source of this 884-nucleotide messenger RNA. RefSeq lists its product as hypothetical. NCBI's taxonomy places the organism in Eukaryota, Apicomplexa, Conoidasida, Eucoccidiorida, Eimeriidae. The transcript has a single exon. The record is from RefSeq and is a predicted model, not a curated record. The annotation marks the transcript as partial.
AUGGUGUCUAGUCCCCCACAAGGGUCGGGGGGCCCCCAGGGGGGCCCCCCAGGGGGGCCCCCAGGAGACCCAGCUCAGGGUAAUCCGACGUGGCCCCCUUCUACUGCACUAUCGGUUUCUCCGACGUUGUCUGAGUUGCCUGCUGCUGCUGCUGCUGCUGCUGCUGCAGCAGCAGCAGGGCAAGUGGCAGCGCCGACGCCGACAACAGCAGCAGCAACCGCAAUAGCAGCAACGCCAGCAGCAGCAGCGGGAUCCGUGGGCCCGUACACUGGCGCCGAUUGCCCUGAAGAAGGGCAGCAGCAGCAGCAGCAGCAGCAGCAGCCGCAGCAGCAGCAGCAGCAGCAGCAGCAGCAGCAGCAGCAGCAUGCUGCAGCAGGAGCAGCACUGGGGGCCCGUCGCCUCGAAAGAGGGUCUCAGUCGCUGGAGGUGAGUUUUGCGCCGUGUUCCGCGGACUCGGGCCGCGGAGUGGCUCCCGCAGCAGCAGCAGCAGCAGCAGCAGCAGCAGCAGGAGCAGCAGCAGCAGGAGGGUCGAACGGGGUGGAGGCUGGCGCUGCUGCUGCGGGGGAGCGCGGGGCGAAGAAGGGGAAGAGGGGAGCUGCUGCUGCUGCUGCUGCAGGCGGGUGGGAGCCGGGGCGCCCCUGCAGCAGCAGCAGCAGCAGCAGCAGCAGCAGGGGGCAGUUUGGGGGCGUGCUGCUGGUGCGGCGGCGGCUGCGGCUGCUGCUGCGGCUGCUGGAGCGGGCCUGCUGCGCUGCUGUUGCUGCAGUGGUCCUCCUGACCACUGGUCUGGACCUCCACCGCAACACCACUGACCUUUAUUUGCUGCCAGCAGCAGGACUUUACUGCCUCAUGCUGCUGCUGGCCCACAUCGCUCUCCGCGUCCCCAA